AUGGAAUCUGAAUCCUCUAGCAUCUCAGUCACUUCACAAGAUCAUGGUGAUUCUUUCAAAACAAAAAACGUGGUGGACAAGAAGGAGAAUGAACAAGGUCAAUAUUCAAAAUCCGAUUCCAGCGCGCCUAAUAUUUUUAGCCUUAUUCAAGUUGGUGGUUCUUCAUGUGAUUCACCUAAUACCAACAAUGAAAAGAAAGACGAGAAAACUACUGAACAAAAGAAUUCGGAAUCAAAGAUAUCUUAUUCAUGCAAUUUUUGCACGAGAGAAUUUUCCUCUUUACAAGCGUUAGGAGGGCAUCAGAACGCUCAUAAGGCACAAUAUGCUUUAAAAAAACAACGUGAACAAAUGUACGACACUCAUGUUUUAGAGUUAGGACAAACUCACUUGAACUCUUAUUUUCGUUACCCUAGUGCUCUUUUUUCACCUUACGGAUCACUUGGGGUUAGAAUUGAUUCAAUGAUUCAAAAACCACCUUUUUUAAGCCCUAGGAUUACACCAAAUAAUUUUGCUUAUGAUCAUGGUGGUUUGUGUUUGCAAGAGACAUUAAACCCUUCUCUUGUUAGUUUGAGAAAUAAUAUGGAAGGUAGUAGUAGGGUUGGAAUUCUAGGUCUUGGUGGUGCAACUUCUUCAAGGGUUGAAAAUAGUGUAAAUAAUAAAAUUGGUACUUUUCUAAAAUUUGGAGAUUCUUCUAAAAAUGUUGCCACGAGUUCAAAUUCAAUCAUAGACAAGAAUUUUUUUGUGGCUCCUGCUUCUAUCAAAGAUGAAAUUCGUCAACCAAAGUUCAACUUUGAAGAAGAAUCUUCCAAUUCUGAAUCUUCUGGGCUUGAUUUGACACUUAAGCUUUGA
Molecule: messenger RNA, 849 nt
Organism: Vicia faba (fava bean)
Lineage: Eukaryota; Viridiplantae; Streptophyta; Magnoliopsida; Fabales; Fabaceae
Source: the annotation of a GenBank genome assembly